AUGAAGCAGAGAUUCUCGUCCCUGGACGUCAAGGUCAUCUCCCAGGAACUGGCCUCGGAGCUGGUCAAUCUGCGAGUAUCAAAUAUCUACGACCUAUCCUCGCGAAUCUUCCUAUUCAAGCUCGCCAAACCCGACCAUCGCAAACAAUUCAUCGUCGACUCCGGAUUCCGAUGCCAUGUGACGCAGUACUCGCGAGCGACCGCUACGGCACCCUCGCAGUUCGUAUCGCGGCUGCGCAAAUUCCUCAAAACCCGUCGCAUCACCUCCAUCAAGCAGAUCGGCACGGACCGGGUCAUCGACAUCUCCUUCAGCGAUGACACCUACCACAUGUUCCUCGAGUUUUUCGCCGGCGGGAACAUCAUCGUCACCGAUCGCGAGUAUAACAUGCUCGCUGUCUUCCGCCAGGUCUCGGCCACUGAGGGCGAGGAGGCCCGCGUCGGUCUGAAGUACACGGUGACAAACAAGCAGAAUUACAACGGCGUGCCGCCGAUCACGAUGGACCGGAUCCGCGACACGGUGGAGAAAGCGAAGGCGCUGUUUGCGCGCGAGGACGGGGCGCCGAAGAAGUCGAAGAAGAAGAACGCCGACGUGCUGCGGAAGGCUCUGUCGCAGGGUUUCCCUGAGUAUCCGCCGCUCUUGCUGGAUCAUGCGUUUGCCGUAAGGGAGAUGGACCCCGCGACGCCGCUGGACCAGGUCUUGCAGGAUGAGGACCUGCUGCGGAAGGUGGAGGCCGUGUUGAGGGAAGCGGAGGGCGAGACGGCCCGGCUGUCGACGCAGCAGAAUCAUCCGGGAUAUAUUGUUGCUCAGCCGGAUACGCGAUCGAAGACACAACAGGGGACCGGGGAAGGUGAGACGCCUUCGGACAAGCCGAGUUUGCUGUACGAGGACUUCCAUCCUUUCAAGCCCCGGCAGUUCGAGAAGAAGCCGGGUGUGACCAUUCUGGAAUUCCCGUCGCUGAAUGCGACGGUGGACGAGUACUUCUCUUCGAUUGAGACGCAGAAACUGGAGUCGCGGCUUACGGAACGCGAAGAAACGGCGAGACGAAAGCUUGAGGCAGUGCGACAGGAGCACGAGAAACGAAUCGGUGCGCUGAAGAACACGCAGGAACUGCAUAUUCGCAAAGCAGGUGCCAUCGAGGACAAUGUCUACCGGGUUCAAGAGGCGAUGGAUGCCGUAAAUGGCUUGAUUGCACAGGGUAUGGACUGGGUGGAAAUCGCACGCUUGAUCGAGAUGGAACAGGGCCGAGGCAACCCCGUCGCGCAAAUCAUCAAGUUGCCCUUGAAGUUGCACGAGAAUACAAUUACCUUGCUCUUGGGGGAAUCCGGAGAGGAACAGGAGGAAGAAAACGGACUCUUCUCCAGCGACGAGUCCGAAUCGGACGAGGAAGACGCAGAGGCCCAGACUGCACGCUCUACACCGGAACACCUGACCAUUGACAUUGACCUCGGUCUUUCGCCGUGGGCAAAUGCCACGCAGUACUAUGACCAGAAGAAAAUGGCCGCGGUGAAAGAACAGAGGACGACGCAGUCAUCGGAGAAGGCUUUGAAGAGCCAUGAGAAGAAGGUUAACCAGGACCUCAAGAAGGGUCUCAAGCAGGAGAAACAGGUCCUGCAUAUGGCCCGAAAGCCCUUCUGGUUUGAGAAGUUCCUCUUCUUCAUUUCAUCCGAGGGAUACCUGGUCUUGGGUGGGCGCGAUGCCAUGCAGAGCGAGAUUCUCUACCGCCGCCAUCUGAAGAAAGGCGAUAUCUUCGUCAACGCCGACCUCGACGGUGCCAGGCCCAUGAUCGUCAAGAACAGAUCGACUGCCUCGAACUCUCCCAUUCCACCCAGCACUCUGUCCCAAGCGGGAAACCUCUGUGUUGCCACGUCCAAUGCUUGGGAAUCCAAAGCUGUCAUGUCUGCAUACUGGGCCCAUGCGAGCCAAGUCACUAAGACCGCUGAAGCUGGCGGUCUGCUCCCGACGGGUGAAUUCUUGGUGAAGGGAGAGAAGAACUUCCUUGCGCCAUCCCAGCUUGUACUAGGCUUUGCGGUCAUGUUCCAGGUCAGCAAAGAGAGUCUUCGGAACCACAAAUUAGCCAUUUUUGAUGAGACUGCUUCUGCCGAAUUGGCCGCCGGUGAAAAUGGGGAGACCCAGGCAGCAGAGGAAGCCCAGCAGACAGAGCAGACGCAACAUGCAGAAGAGGAGGUUAAACCCUCCGAAACCUCAAACGAGCUGGAGAAAGAACCAGAAGACGAUCAAAGUUCUGAAGAGGACGACGAACCCGAACACAAUGACAGUGUGCCUGCUCGGAACCCGCUACAGCGAGGCCCGUCUGAAUCUCCUGUCGAGAACAUUGCGGAGGAUGCUGAAGGUGCCGAGCUGGAUGACGAUAAUGACCUGAAAGUAACAGAAGAUCUUGAUGACAUCGCGGAGAAAGGAGAGGGAGAAGAGGAGAGAGAAGAAGCACCCACAGAAAACCUGGAAGCCUUCAAUGGCGGAAGGUCUCAAGAUACGAAGCACCUCUCUGCCCGGGAACGGCGCCAACUGCGACAAGGCAAGCCCAUCGAGUCAGCCGAGCCCAUUCCCAAGAAAGAAAAACAGCCGGUGACUCGAGGUAAGAAGGCCAAGGCAAAGAAGGCCGCAGCCAAAUACGCCGACCAGGACGACGAAGAGCGAGAAUUGGCUCUGCGCCUUCUCGGUGCUAACAAGGCGAAGGCUGAAAAGGCCGCCGCGGCCGCCGAGGCCAAGGAGAAGCGGGACCGAGAAGUCGAGGCGCAGAAGAAGCGCCGCAAGGCCCAGCACGAUCGCGCCGCCGAGGCCGAAAAGCGACGACAAGCCAUGUUUGAGGAGGGCGCUGGGGACGACUACGAUGAGGAAACGGCCGCUGCUGAGGCCGCGGAUCUUGACUGGAUUCCGGCGCUGGUGGGAACGCCUCACCCUGACGACGAGAUCCUUGCAGCCAUCGCUGUGUGCGCUCCGUGGGCGUCACUUGGUCGGUACAAGUACAAGACUAAGCUACAGCCGGGUUCGGUCAAGAAGGGGAAGGCCGUCAAGGAGAUUCUCGGCCGAUGGAUCUCCGAGACAACUACUGGAAAGGUCAAGAAGGAGCAUGCUGAGGAUGCAGGCAUCCCCAGAGUCAUUGCAGAGAAGAUUCGGACUCGGGAAGGAGAACUUCUCAAGACCUGGAAAGACACGGAGAUCAUCAACACGAUUCCUGUUGGCAAAGUACGAAUCAUGACCGGAGGCAGUGGAGGUGGAGGUGGAGAUGCAAAGGGGAAGAGCAAAGGUGGCGGCGGUGGUAGUAAAGGAGGCAAAGGGGGCAAGAAGAAAUAG
Aspergillus affinis is the source of this 3312-nucleotide messenger RNA. RefSeq names its product putative DUF814 domain protein. Gene Ontology annotation, cellular component: RQC complex. Gene Ontology annotation, molecular function: ribosomal large subunit binding; tRNA binding. Gene Ontology annotation, biological process: rescue of stalled cytosolic ribosome; ribosome-associated ubiquitin-dependent protein catabolic process. The transcript is spliced from 4 exons. The record is from RefSeq and is a predicted model, not a curated record. Bases 1 to 3312 code for a protein of 1103 amino acids. NCBI's taxonomy places the organism in Eukaryota, Fungi, Ascomycota, Eurotiomycetes, Eurotiales, Aspergillaceae.